AUGCCUGGAGGAGCGCCGAUCGUCAUCACAGGAACAGCCGAUACAGCUCGCGUUGAAGCUCCAGUCACUGUCAAAGCCUACUUGAUAUGUGCCUUCGCUGCGCUGGGCGGGAUAUUCUUCGGCUACGACACUGGCUACAUGAGCGGCGUCCUGGGAAUGAAGUACUUCAUCCGUCAGUACACUGGUUUGCCAUACCCAGACCCCAACGACGCGGCCGCAGUGGCAGCCUUCCAUCUUCGGGCUAGCGAGCAGUCUCUCAUUGUGUCGAUCCUGUCGGCUGGGACAUUCUUCGGUGCGAUCAUAUCUGGUGAUGCGGCUGAUUUUAUUGGACGACGUACGACGAUCAUUGUUGGGUGUCUCAUUUUCAUCAGCGGAUGUAUUCUGCAGACUGCUUCGACGAGCCUGGGCCUCAUGGUUCCAGGCCGCUUGAUCGGAGGGUUUGGCGUGGGGUUUAUCUCUGCAAUUGUCAUUCUCUAUAUGUCGGAGAUUGCCCCAAAGAGAGUGCGUGGAGCGUUGAUCGCAGGCAACAAUUUCUGCAUCACCAUCGGAAUCCUCCUCGCCAAUGUCGUGUGCUAUUCGACUCAAAACCGAGAUGACAGCGGCUCCUAUCGUAUCCCCAUUGCUGUCCAAUUUCUCUGGGCAAUGAUCCUUGGAAUCGGUCUCUUCUUCCUUCCCGAAAGUCCGAGGUACUUUGUCAAGAAGGGGAAAUUGGAGCAAGCAGCAAAGGCUUUGUCUUCCGUACGCGGUCAGGACGUUAACUCGCAGUAUAUCCAAGACGAGCUUGCAGAGAUCAUUGCAAAUCAUGAAUAUGAAAAGCAAUUGACUCCUCAAGUAAACUAUUUCGGAAAGUGGGCGGCGUGCUUCAAGGGUUCAUUGCUACGAGGCAAUUCAAAUUGUCGCCGCACCCUCAUCGGAAUCCUCAUGCAGAUGUUUCAACAAUUCACCGGCAUAAAUUUCAUAUUCUAUUUCGGCGUUGUCUUCUUCCAGAACCUCGGUACUAUCAACAACCCUUUCCUGAUCCAAUUGAUCACCAGUCUCGUCAACUCAUGCUCGACCCCUUUCGCGUUCUGGACGGUCGAACGCUUCGGUCGACGCAAGAUCCUGCUGACUGGCGGGUCUGGCAUGGUGAUCUCGCAAUUUAUCAUCGGCAUUGUCGGUGUCACUGCCGGCAAAAAUGGUGAUCCCGCCGCCGUUAGAUGCAUGAUCGCGUUUAUCUGCAUCAAUAUUUCCAUGUUCGCUAUGAGCUGGGGUCCGGCAGCGUGGAUCAUAGUUGGCGAGAUCUUCCCUCUGCCGAUUCGAUCUCGAGCUGUGGGUCUCUCUACUGCGAGCAACUGGUUCUGGAACUGCAUCAUAGCCAUAAUAACCCCUUACCUAGUGGGCAAUGGAGCGGGCGAAGCAAACCUGGGUGCCAAAGUCUUUUUCCUCUGGGGCUCACUGUGCUCUCUCUGUGUCUUGUUCACCUACUUCGUGGUCCCUGAGAUGAAAGGCUUGAGCUUGGAACAGAUUGACAAAAUGCUCGAGGAGACAACGCCAAGGAAGAGUGCAUCCUGGAUGCCGCAUAGUACUUUCGCUAGUGAGAUGGGUCUGACAGAGAAAGGCGUACCUGUCACCGCCAACAUUGAGGACGUUCAUCAGCAUAAAGUCGUUUGA
Molecule: messenger RNA, 1650 nt
Organism: Exophiala aquamarina CBS 119918
Lineage: Eukaryota; Fungi; Ascomycota; Eurotiomycetes; Chaetothyriales; Herpotrichiellaceae
Exons: 5
Coding region: 1-1650 (549 amino acids)
Biological process (GO): transmembrane transport; carbohydrate transport
Cellular component (GO): membrane
Molecular function (GO): carbohydrate:proton symporter activity
Source: RefSeq, a predicted model, not a curated record